GUUCCAUCCUCACAGCCCUUGUGGAUUGCUACAUCUGGAAUCGCACGAUUCCUCUCGAGUCGUAGUCAUGGCCGAGGCACCAGCGCGUCAGGAGGGAGAAGCGAGCGGCGGCUUUUUGAAGUCGGCCGCCAGCAGUAUUGGCAUGUUCCUACUCAUCCAGGGCGGCAUGAAGUAUUUCAUGCCAUCGUCUGCCCCAGCACCUGCCAGCGGCGUAGCGCAACCACAGCAAGGAACUGUCGCCCCCAAAGGCGUUGCUGUCAAUAUCCCCGCCUGGGAGAACCGCCCACACCAGCUCGAUGCCGACGCACAGUACCGUUCCAUUCCGUUCAAUGUUGCGCCCAUGUGGCACCCGGGGAUUCCGCUCGACAUCGCCCUGUACAUCUCGACAUCGGUCGCCAUGCCUCCGCUUAAAUCCAUGCCCAAGGACUCGCUGCUAAUCGACGAGACCAACUUCGUCUAUGGAGACUACAAGCAGAGCAGAGAGAUCCAGACCGAGUUUGCCGUUCCGAAAGACGUCCAGCACAAUGCGACCCUGCUCGCUCACUUCUACGUGGCAAAGCAUGGCAGCGUACUUGAUCCCACCUCGCCCAGAUAUGACCCAGCAAACGCCUACCACUUCAUCCGACCCUUGACCCAGUACCUGCCCAAGAAGAAGAUUUCCAAGACAAGGAACCUGCUGAGCGAUAUGCCAGAGCGCAAAGAGAAGGAGACGGACGAGGAGAAGAAUGCGCCCAAGGUCGUCGCGUCGUACUAUCACCCCAACUUUACCAUCUCAUUCAUUCCCGAUGCUGGCGUUCUCAACUACCCUAACAUGCACCCGGGACCCAGACAGCAUGUUACUCUCGAAGCGACAGGCCAGCGCGAUGCUACUGGUCAGAAUGGAUGGUACUACCCCGUCGUCUUCACAAACACCUUCUGGCAGCUCAAGAAGAGCAUGGUUGAGAUCAAUGACACUGUCACCACACUCCCCUUGAACGUCAACCUCAACAAUCUUGCCAACUGGAAAUUCAACUUGUACGCCGCCGUCGACGAAAACCUCCGAUCUCAGGCCGCUGCAGCUGCAGCUGGUCAGGCCAGCCCCACCGGUGGUGACGGUUCGGAGAUGGAGAUGUUCAAGGAGAUUCUGAUUGAUAGCAACUCUUACCUCCUCGCUAUAACUGCUGUCGUCUCGCUGUUCCACAUGGUCUUUGAAAUGCUGGCCUUUAAGAACGACGUGCAGCACUGGCGUAAGAAGAAAGACAACAUCGGUACUUCGGUCCGCACCAUUCUUGCCAACGUUGUUAUGCAGUUCAUCAUCUUCCUCUACCUCAUGGACAAUAACGAAAACACUUCAUGGAUGAUUCUGUUCGGUCAAGGCAUGGGCAUUGCCAUCGAAGCCUGGAAGAUCACAAAGGCUGCUGAUGUCCGCAUUCGCGAGACCGCGCCGGGCUCCUUAAUCCCUUACAAGAUUGUUCUAGAGGAUAAACACGUCUUGUCUGAGACAGAGAAGAAGACCGAGGAGUAUGAUCAGAUCGCCUUCAAAUACCUCUACAUGGUUGCCGUCCCGCUUCUCCUCGCAUACGCUACCUACUCUCUCUACUACGACACCCACAAGUCAUGGUAUUCAUUCAUCAUCGCCACGCUUGUCGGUUCCGUCUACGCAUACGGUUUCCUCAUGAUGGUUCCCUCGCUGUAUAUCAACUACCGUCUACAGUCUGUGGCACACAUGCCUGGUCGUGCUAUGACAUACAAGUUCCUAAACACUUUCAUCGACGACCUCUUCGCCUUCACUAUCAAAAUGCCCACCCUCCAUCGUCUAGCGACUUUGAGAGACGACGUUAUCUUCUUUGUCUAUCUCUUCCAGACUUGGAAGUACAAGGUUGAUCCUACCCGUAUCAACGAAUUUGGACAGGGUGGUGAUGACGAGGAGACCGAGGAGAAGGAUGCGAACAGGCCACUGGCGGCUGCGCCAGCGGCGGACAAGAGUCUCAAAGUCCCUGAUAUGGAGAAGGUAAAGGCGGUAGAGGCGGCGAAAGCGUCAGGGAGCGAGAAGAAAGGCGAGGGGAGAAAGAGGAAGUAGAGCAUCAACGCGGAUGGGAGACUUGCUAAGCGGAUUGGUGUGUAGAAGGCACGGUUUUAGAGGGUGGAUAUAGCAAGGAACGAAGAAUGAAGACAGAGAAAAAGGGUUAUUGCUGGUGAUUUCAUUGCAACUGUCCUUGGAUAGGCUCGGUGCGCUUAUGAGUCCUUGUUUACGUACACAUCUGCAGCGCUGUAUUGAAGUCAUACCGGAUAUCAUAGCAUGUAGCCCACAUCAACUGAUCCGUAUCAGCUUUUCCGAU
Molecule: messenger RNA, 2318 nt
Organism: Dothidotthia symphoricarpi CBS 119687
Lineage: Eukaryota; Fungi; Ascomycota; Dothideomycetes; Pleosporales; Dothidotthiaceae
Product: cleft lip and palate associated transmembrane protein 1
Exons: 2
Coding region: 68-2059 (663 amino acids)
Cellular component (GO): endomembrane system; membrane
Source: RefSeq, a predicted model, not a curated record